Molecule: messenger RNA, 3564 nt
Organism: Theileria orientalis strain Shintoku
Lineage: Eukaryota; Apicomplexa; Aconoidasida; Piroplasmida; Theileriidae
Exons: 3
Coding region: 1-3564 (1187 amino acids)
Biological process (GO): phosphatidylinositol-mediated signaling; phosphatidylinositol phosphate biosynthetic process
Cellular component (GO): membrane; cytoplasm
Molecular function (GO): phosphatidylinositol kinase activity
Source: RefSeq, a predicted model, not a curated record
AUGCCUUCCACUAAAACUGCAAUAUCUUAUGUAAAAUAUAGAGAAUCAUUGCUUAAUCAAUACUCAGAAUCAGAAAGAGAUCAUUACUGUCAACAGUUUGAUUAUGCCUUGACACCUUUGGCCUUAAAGCCUGAACCAAUUCCGGAGUACGUUGAGGAGCCACUGUGUGUUAAUAAUUUGUGCGAUCCAGAGGAGCUUACGGUUAGUAAGUUUAUGCAAGCAUUUAAAGCAGAUGAAUUUGAAGGAUUGGAACUAGUUUUCUCCCAUUUAGUUAAUGUUUUGAUUUUAAGUAAGCUCGGAUGCUCAGUAAAUUUGAACGCGAGCGUGUACAAAUUGAUUUUGAGGUACUUUGCGCCUUUAAAAAACGGAAGUUUCAGAGUUGACACAAAAUAUAAGUUUAACUUGAAGUUAAAAAGAAACAAAAGAGUGUUUAGUGUAAGAAGAUGCAGGUUGAGUAAGUCUAGAAGAUACAUGUUUAAAAGUAUGUUAAACCUUUUGAACGCUUGUUUGUACAUUAAAAGGUCUGUGACGGGAGUAGAAAUUCAACUGAAGGACGUGUUGAAAGUAAUACACUACGUAUUACUGUAUCGCAAAGGCGACAGAGAGUGGGAGACCACGGAGAUCACGCACUGCCAAAGCAACCAGGGUUACGUGAGUGUAUCACACACGCUGUCGAACACGCUGUUCAACGGAAACCUUAAGCCGGACCUGUAUGUGUCCUCAGCCUCGAGGUGGAGAAGGUUCGACUCAGAGUAUUUCAGAGAAGUGACGUCGACCCUGCUGAUAGCAAACGCACUUAACCUUAACAGAUACGCAGGAGAAAUAUACAGUGAUUUCAAGAGGAACCUGAGCAACAGUUUUAACGAGAACUGGACCGAACACUGCUCUAACAACAGAAAUAGGUUGAACGGAAGUUUGGACCAUAUAAGGAAGCUGUACGGAGCAUUGAACGAGGAGUGGCCACUGAGAAGGGAGGAACCAGUCCAUAAGUUUGGACACGCAAUUAAGUGGGUGCCGAAGAACCUGAUGGUGGAUGGGCGCUACAACCUGGAGUUUUUGAGGUACACGCUGUACGUGGUGAAGGGGCUGCUGAGAGACGGGUCGAGGAUGUCGAUACUGACAAUAAUUGAGAUGGUAGUGCACUAUUUCACGCACAGCACAAUAAAGGUGGGAUUUCUGAAGUGCGCAACGCCAUACAAGUGCCUGGAGUGCACGUCUGUAUUCACGGAGGUGUACACGAGUCUGCUGGAAGUGCUGGAAGGGCUGAGGGCGCUUAACUACAGCUACGCGCACCUGUUCCUGGUGAGGAUGCUGAUCAAGAACGAAAUCGAGAGGAUAAAGACGAGUUUUUUCGGCUCGUACACAGAUGACCUGGCAAACUUUAUAUCGGACUACAAGUACGAGGAGGACGAAAAGGAGUACCUGGAGCGAAGCCUGGUCAAGAGCCACUACACACCCAGGUUCUCUAAGUUCCUUAAGUUCAGAGUCACGUCAAGGCUGCUGAGGGCGUGCAUGUCAGGGAACGUGAACAUCGUCAUCAAGGAGAACAGCCUGUCGACGUCCUCGAAGUGCUCCUGGUACCUGAAGCUGCUGAUGUGCGUGGACACGCACGUGAACAAGGUGGACGCGUCCUCGGCGCUUAACAAGAGCCUGAGCACGUCGACGUACAUGCACCUGGACCAGCUGAACAACAACAGGCCGAGGGCAGGAACGUACAGCCCACCGUACUGGGGAAACAGUGUGCUUUCGGACGAGAUGGACAUACUGUACAACCUGUACGCUAACAAGCCCUCGAUACACCAGUACCUGGCAGCAUUCACACUCUCGGACGAGUUGAACGUGAUACAGAGGACGCAGGCGUGUCUGGUGCUCUCGAAGAACCUGAGCUACGUGGAGGCGGUGCUGGAGCAACUGGUGCAGUGCCUGGUGAUAGACCCAGGGGACCGCAUAAUAAACCUGCUCUACAUAGCGCUCGACAACGGCAAAAUAAGGAACAAGAUCCUGUACAACCUGGCGUGUCUGAUCCACUCGAACAUAAGCACGGCGACAAACCACAAAAUAAACGCGUUCAUAGUAAGUGUGCGUGAAUUAAUGCAUUUUCAGAAAUUCAUAUUCGACUCACUCCCAGAUCAAGUUAAGAGCAUGUACAUAAAUCAGAUAUCACUGCACGGAAAACUGCUGGAGCUCACCAUGAAUUUGGCGGAUUUACCAAUGUCGAAGAGAUACGACGAGUUGAGUAAGAAGAUACAGGAGAUAAGUCAGUCAAUAAAGGAAGAGUCAAACGUGUACCUGUACGAAGAACUUAAUGCAAGUUUUAUGGAUAAUCGUCAAGGUAAUAGUGGCACGAAACGUAGUGGUAGCUGGUGUAGUCAAGCUACUAGCGGCACUAAAGGUGAAACUAGUGCUACUCUAAGUACAAGCGCAAGUGGCGGCGAUAGUAUUGACCUAAGUGGAAAAGGCUAUACGAAUUAUCGCUGCCAUUUUACUGGAGGCAACAAUGCCAGUUACACUAACAAAACUAGUAAGUUUGGUAACACCGGUAGUGGCAAAGACACUGCUGCUAAAGUUGAUAUGGAAGGCAGCUGCAGUGAUACUCAUGAGAUAGAGUGCGAUAAGAUAGUGGGAAUAGACGUGGACUCGGUUAAAAUUCUGCACUCUGCGACGAGAGUGCCCUUCAUGCUGACGUAUAAGCUGAAGGGCGGCAAGGAAAGAACGUACAUAUAUAAGAUGAGGGACGACCUGAGGCAGGACAGCCUGGUGAUUCAAAUAAAAAACUUCAUGCUCGGCAUAUUCGAAAGCCACGACCUGAGAGUGUUCCUGCAGCCCUUUCUAGUGGUGCCGUACUCGUCAGUGCUGGGAGAAAUAUUCUCAAACGGCACAGUCAACGAAGUGACGCCGAGACUGCACCUGCCGAGAAAGGAGUUCGAGAUCGGAGGAAUAGUGGGAUUCAUCCCGAACACGAUAAGCAGGCACAACAUAGGAAAGGAGGCCUGCGUGUCGAUAAAGCACUACUUCCUCAAGAGGUUCGGCCACGAGAAGUCCCCGAACUACAUUAGAGCAGUGGACAACUUCAUAACGUCGCUGGCAGGGUACGCGUUGCUGUCCUUUCUUCUGCAGGUGAAAGAUAGGCACAACGGGAACCUGCUCUUCACAACGAGCGGGCACAUCAUACACAUCGACUUCGGCUUCAUACUGGGCGCGUCGCCGGCAAAGGACCUCCAGUUUGAACUCGCGCCCUUCAAGUUCACGCAGGAGAUGGUGGAGUUCAUGGGAGGCUACAACUCGGACAACUUCAAGAAGUUCAUCGACCUCCUCAUCAACGCCUACUUCGCCCUGAGGACGCACUCGAACCUGGUCCUGACGCUCGUGCAGCUCCUGCAGUACUCGAACAUACCGUGCUUCAGGAAGUCGACGCUCGUAAAGCUGAAGAGGCGUCUGAGGCUCAACGACACGCCCUCUGACGCGAAGAGCUACAUCCUGCGCAAGAUAUUCUACGCGCUCCACAGCAAGACCACGAAGCUGUACGACGUCGUUCAGAACUACCAGCAGGGAAUAGAGCACUAA